ACAAGGGGGACUUCUGGGGUGUUGGUAGUGUUCUCUUUCUCAGUCUGGUGUUGUUUAUGUGGGGUGGGUUCAAGUUGUGAAAAUUCAUUGAGCUGUACAGUUAUGAUAUAUACGCUUUCUACAUAUCUUAAACUUCAAUAAAGAGAUUACACACCACCAGAGUAAAAGUAAAAAACCUUCCUUUUAUUCAGCAAACAUUUCAGUUCCCCCCCCCCCCCUUUUUUUACUAGGCAUUGCUCUGGGAGUUUGGGACACGGGCUAGGAAAGAUGUCAUCAUUGCUUCUGCAUUUACUGGGAGGCAGGUAAAGAUAUACUUACAAUAAUAUGGCUGAUAUUUGCUGGGCUCUAUCAGAGACACCAUAGGGCGCCAAGGGGCACAGAGAAAGCGCUUCUAACCUGGGUAUUUUGCCGUUCUAGGGUUGCUACUCCAGUACUUUCGAAAGUCAGGGAAAUGGGCAGAGGGAGAUGGCUGAGAACAGCGGCAAACAGGGAAGGUAUGUGGGUAUAGAGUUGUCAGAGCCUCUAGUUUUGUUUUGCUUUUUUUCCUUUUUUUUCUUUUUUUUGGAAAAGCCACAAAUCUGAAUUUUUAUGUGAGAUCUCUUCAGUUUUAAGUGCUGUAAAUGAAUCCAAGUUUUCAAAUGUGGGAGGCCAAACACAACACCCCUGCAGGACAAUUUGGCCUUGGCCUACCAGCUUGCCAGGCAUUCUGCCAACCAGCCAUCCCUCCUCAGACCAAAGACCUGAGGGUCCACUCUUUCAGGCUCUGGGAAAUCUAGCAAUGAGCGAGCCAGACAACUUUCUUGCAUUGUGGGGGUGCCUGGUACCGUGCUUCUCAAACAUCAGGAUGUGUGGGAAUCACCUGGCAUUCACACUGAAAGGCAGCUUUCUCACUCGGGAGGUCUGGGGUAAGUAAGGCUUGAAAUUUUCUUUCUAACAAGCUCCCAGGUGAUGGUGAUGCUGGUGAUCACUGAACCAUAUAUGCUUUGAGUAGAGUUGCUCUAUAUUCCGGAGGGGCUUAGGAGCAGCUGGCAAGCACCGUGUUUUUACUUGAGUUUUAGUUUAUUGGGGUGUCUUGGAGCUGAGGACAUCAGAGGCAAGUGCUUAAGGCUGCGCUGCCAGGUCUCUAUUCUCAGAGGCUAUAAUCUAGAAGGCAGGUGGGGGUGGAGGAAAGUGUUAGGAAAAGCUUCCUGGAGGAGGUGCAUGGGAACUGCAGGAACCUCCCUGGCCGUCGAGAAGGGGAGAAGCCCUGAACUCCCCCUCUCCUCGGGCUGGGUUUCUGUAUCCCCACGCCGUGUACGGUUUCCCAGGCAUCCCACGUGUCUGCGCCCAGCGAGUGCCUGUCAAUCAAGUUUCUCUCCUACCCCGGGCUGGGUAGGGUUUAAAAGCAGCAGCGGUGCAGAGCGCUCCCAUCGUGCCGCGCGGCGGGCGGGUUUGGAUUUUAAAUCCCCGCGGCCAAUCAGUGGCGCGCAGGCUCUUGUAACGUUCCCGGCGCCGCGUUUGAAUUCGAGGAGGAGCGAAGCGGUGCCAGGUCUCUGCCCAGACUCUGCUAGGUUUGCGGAGCAACUCCAGGAACAUGAGUGCGGCGGCAACUGCAGGGAAGCUGGCGCGGGCACCAGCCGACCCAGGGAAAGCCGGGGGCCCCGGAGUUGCAGCUCCCGGGGCUCCAGCGGCCGCUCCGCCGGCGAAAGAGAUCCCGGAGGUCCUAGUGGACCCGCGCAGCCGGCGGCGCUACCUGCGGGGACGCUUUCUGGGGAAGGGCGGCUUUGCGAAGUGCUUCGAGAUCUCGGACGCCGACACUAAGGAGGUGUUCGCUGGCAAAAUCGUGCCUAAGUCGUUGCUGCUCAAGCCUCACCAGAAGGAGAAGAUGUCCAUGGAGAUAUCCAUUCACCGCAGUCUCGCCCACCAGCACAUCGUAGGCUUCCACGGCUUUUUCGAGGACAACGACUUCGUGUUCGUGGUGUUGGAGCUCUGCCGCCGGAGAUCUCUCCUGGAGUUGCACAAGCGGAGGAAAGCACUGACGGAGCCCGAAGCCCGCUACUAUCUUCGGCAGAUCGUCCUUGGCUGCCAGUACCUGCACCGAAACCGGGUCAUUCACCGGGACCUCAAGCUGGGCAACCUUUUCCUGAACGAGGAUCUGGAGGUGAAAAUAGGGGAUUUUGGACUGGCAACCAAGGUCGAAUAUGACGGGGAACGCAAGAAGACCCUGUGUGGGACUCCUAAUUACAUAGCUCCUGAGGUGCUGAGCAAGAAAGGGCACAGUUUCGAGGUGGACGUGUGGUCCAUUGGGUGCAUCAUGUAUACCUUGCUAGUGGGCAAACCACCUUUUGAGACAUCUUGCCUAAAAGAGACUUACCUCCGGAUCAAGAAAAAUGACUACAGUAUUCCCAAGCACAUCAACCCUGUGGCCGCCUCCCUCAUCCAGAAGAUGCUUCAGACAGAUCCUACUGCCCGCCCAACCAUUCACGAGCUGCUCAAUGACGAGUUUUUUACUUCUGGCUAUAUCCCCGCCCGGCUCCCCAUCACCUGCCUCACCAUUGCACCACGGUUUUCAAUUGCUCCCAGCAGUCUGGACCCCAGCAACCGGAAGCCUCUCACAGUCCUCAAUAAAGGCAUGGAGAACCCCACGCCCGAGCGGCCCCGGGAGAAAGAGGAACCAGUGGUCCGGGAAACCAAUGAGGCAGUCGACGGCCACCUAGGCGACAUGCUGCAACAGCUGCACAGUGUCAAUGCCUCUAAGCCCUCAGAGCGGGGGCUGGUGAGACAAGAGGAGGCUGAGGAUCCCGCCUGCAUCCCCAUCUUCUGGGUCAGCAAAUGGGUGGACUAUUCAGACAAGUACGGCCUUGGGUACCAGCUGUGCGACAACAGUGUGGGGGUGCUCUUCAACGACUCGACACGCCUGAUCCUUUACAAUGACGGCGACAGCCUGCAGUACAUAGAGCGUGAUGGCACAGAGUCCUACCUCACUGUGAGCUCCCAUCCCAACUCCCUGAUGAAGAAGAUCACCCUCCUGAAGUACUUCCGGAACUACAUGAGUGAACACUUGCUGAAGGCAGGCGCCAACAUCACACCUCGGGAAGGCGAUGAGCUCGCCCGGCUACCCUACCUGCGCACCUGGUUUCGCACCCGCAGUGCCAUCAUCCUGCACCUCAGCAACGGCUCUGUGCAGAUCAACUUCUUCCAGGACCAUACCAAACUCAUCCUGUGCCCGCUGAUGGCAGCCGUGACCUACAUUGAUGAGAAGCGGGACUUCCGCACGUACCGCCUGAGCCUGCUGGAGGAGUAUGGCUGCUCCAAGGAGCUGGCCAGCCGGCUGCGCUACGCCCGCACCAUGGUGGACAAACUGCUGAGCUCCCGCUCUGCCACCAACCGUCUCAAGGCCUCCUCGUAGGCCUUCCUCCCCUCCGGACUGGUGCCCCUCCCACCCCCACCAGCACCUCGGCCCGUACUGGUUAGCUCCCAUGGUGCUGUUUUCUAGAAUGUGGCCCCCGGCCCUGGGGGCUGGGAAGAGCUACAUUAUCCUUGCUGAUGGGUGUCUCCGUGUAAGUUAUUUUUGUACAUGUUCCGGUGUGGGUUCUAUGGCCUCUUUCCCUUCCCUCUCAACCCCGCCAUGUGAAUUGUACAGAAUAUUGCUCUUGAAUCUGGGACUGUCCUUUCCUUGCCUUUAUAUACAUUAAACACGUGAAUCUUC
Molecule: messenger RNA, 3688 nt
Organism: Herpailurus yagouaroundi (jaguarundi)
Lineage: Eukaryota; Metazoa; Chordata; Mammalia; Carnivora; Felidae
Gene: PLK1
Product: polo like kinase 1
Exons: 10
Coding region: 1574-3388 (604 amino acids)
Biological process (GO): protein phosphorylation; mitotic spindle organization
Cellular component (GO): nucleus; kinetochore; centrosome
Molecular function (GO): protein binding; ATP binding; protein serine/threonine kinase activity
Source: RefSeq, a predicted model, not a curated record